Messenger RNA from Trichoplusia ni (cabbage looper), 3724 nucleotides. It is a transcript of the gene rst, whose product is annotated as irregular chiasm C-roughest protein-like. Lineage: Eukaryota; Metazoa; Arthropoda; Insecta; Lepidoptera; Noctuidae. Gene Ontology annotation, molecular function: cell adhesion molecule binding. Gene Ontology annotation, biological process: cell-cell adhesion. Bases 515 to 3295 code for a protein of 926 amino acids. Gene Ontology annotation, cellular component: cell-cell junction. The transcript has 23 exons. The record is from RefSeq and is a predicted model, not a curated record.
AAAUGAAGUCUACUCUUUGGUGCCCAGCCUGGCCGGGCGAGCGCAGCUUUUCAUACACCCUCAGUCGCUAGCUAACCGUCGCGAGUGCCAGUGCGUUCUGAUCCCCCCUACCACGCGUCGUUACGCGGCAUUUUGAAAUCGAACAUUUUCAAAAUAGAAAAAAAAAACAAUCGUGAUUUUUCCGUGAGUGCCAGUGCUUAGCAGAUUAUCAUAAUACUGUGGUGAUUAUUUCGUGGAUAUUUUAGUGUUGUGCUUUUCUGAUGUUGGAUUUUUAUGUGUAAUACAGGAUUAAGUAAUGAACGUUUUGUUUCGUGAUUACGAAGCUGAAGGUUUUAGAACGAGUCAAAUACCAAUAUAUCAUCGAGCUCUCCUAAAACCCGAAAAACGAUAAAUCAUCAACUAAAGAGCAUCUAAAAUAAAACCCAAAAGCUAUGGCAAUCAUCUCAAAAAUGUGUGCGACGAAAAUAGACAAUGUUCCUACGUAGGGAAGGCUGAAACUUCCGUUAAAAUGUGAAUGUCUAAUAAUAAAACCCGGAUAUCCUUAUGUUGGUCGGAUAAUAGUAUUCAGUGUUUUGUGGCGGUUAUAAUGAUGUUGGAUGUUAGUUUUAGAUUAAGACUUACGAGUAGGGGAGUAUCACCAUUGUUCCUUUUGCUCCGGACUCAAAAUGUGUUAGUGCUUGGUUUUUGUACAGUGUUAUUUGGUGUUUUUGGUGUGUGCGGUGGUUAUCAGGAGCAGAAGUUCGCUAUGGAGCCGCAGGACCAGACUGCAGUUGUCGGCUCUCGUGUAACGUUACCAUGCCGAGUGGAGAACAAGGCAGGUCAGCUACAGUGGACAAAGGACGACUUCGGUCUUGGCUUGCACAGGGAACUGAGCGGCUACGACCGGUAUAAGAUGAUCGGGAGUGAUGAAGAAGGUGACUAUUCCUUGGACAUCAGAGAUGUAACCCUCGAUGAUGACGCAAAAUAUCAGUGCCAGGUCAGCACAGGACUCAAAGGAGAACCAGCCAUCCGAUCUCGAUACGCACAGCUGACUGUGUUGGUACCACCAGAGCCACCUCGUAUCAUCGAAGGGAACUACUUCUCGACUAUAGAAGACAGGAAUAUUAAACUGGAGUGCGUCUCUAUAGGAGGGAAGCCGCCGGCUGAGAUUACUUGGGUAGAUAGUAACGCUGGAGUUUUGACGCAGGGAGUGACGUAUAGUGUCGAACCGAUGCCUGAUGGUCAAAGGUUUACUGCCAGGUCGAUAAUAAAGAUGACGCCAAAGCAAGAGCACCACAACCAGACCUUCACAUGUCAAGCGCAGAACACGGCUGACAGGGCGUAUAGAGCUGCAAGCAUACAAAUUGAAGUCAAGUACGCCCCAAAAGUGAAGAUGCAUAUCAAGUCUGGUGCCAACGGGAAGAUCCCUGAAGGAGAUGAUGUCGUUAUAGCCUGCAAAGCCGACGCAAACCCAUCAAACCUGACAUACAAGUGGUUCCUAAAUGAAAAACUCAUCGAAGGAAAUACUACUGAAUUGAAAAUUUACAACAUAACAAGAAAAUACCACGACGCUACAAUCAAAUGCAUUGUCUUCAACGAUGUUGGGAACAGCGAAGAAAUAGAGACACUUGAAAUUACAUAUGCACCAACCUUCAGGAGUUUGCCAAAAGACGUGGAAGCAGAAAUUGGCACAAGUGUCACUCUAAGUUGUGAUGUUGAUGGAUAUCCUCCUCCAGAAAUCAGAUGGCUACAUCAUGAAGAAGAUCAGAUGAUUCGUGUUGGGAGAACAGCUAAUCUGACACUAACCCUUGACACCCACACUUCUGGGAAAUACCUGUGCAAAGCUAGUGUCGAUGGAUACCCAGAAAUAGAGGCAGAAGCUUCAGUGUUCAUCAAAGGACCACCUAAAAUAGUAUCAAACCAGACGCAGUUUGGAUCACAAGGAGACACAGUGAACAUCGAAUGUGCCGCCUUCGCUGUACCCAGAAUCGACAAUAUUGUAUGGACGUUUGACGGCAAAGAAAUUGAUGCUAUACAUGAUCAGGACUACGCCUUCCUUGAAGAACUUCAGCCAGCUGGAGUAGUGAACUCAACCCUGAUCAUCCGUGAAAGCCAGUCCAAACACUUCGGUGUCUACAAAUGCAACGUCUCCAACGACUACGGAAGCGAUACCAUGGAAAUCGUCUUGAGGCCUAACAAAACAUUCCCACUCCUCCUGAUCCUAUUUGGAGUGACAUCAGGCACAAUAAUGGUGGCUGCAGUGAUAAUGCUGGUGAUACUAUGUCAAAGAAAGCAGAGGAAGAACAAACAAUCGCAAGUGGCUGAGAAGCCUGAUGUGACAGUGACUGCCGAGGAGCUUUAUAAAGAGAAUGAUAGGAACUCAAAUAUUAGUGAUCUGAAGUUAGAACUAAGGCAAGCGAAUGGGAGCUGUGAAAUUGAUUACUCUAAUACAGGAUCGGACAGCACACUAUGUUCGAAUGCCAAACUUGGCAGUGGUAUACCACUAGCUGGUACAGUUCCCCUAUCAUCUAUAAACCAGACGAACACAUACCAGCCGUAUAGAUAUAGCAAUGACUACACCGAUCCGGCGUACGCUGAUUGCUAUAAGGUGAAUGGAUUCAGUAAUGGUUAUCAAACAUACGUGCAUUACGGGCAUGACUAUACUCCUGGGUCACUGAGGGUGCAAUCUCCAACCAUGAGUAGUGAUAAGCUGACGCCUAACAGAUCUGUCAACGGCAGUCUACCUAGAAGCGUGGAUACGCCAUCAACAGUCCAGUAUAAUACUGGCAAUGGAUCUCAGAACAACUCGCUACAAAGAAAACAGAAGAGGCAAGACAGUAACAGUGCACUGAACAAUCUUGGGCUGCCUACUACGGAUGUGAACCGGGUACCAAACGGAGGUCUAAUACAUGGGGUUGACGUUCGGUAUGCGGCAACCUACGGGAACCCACAUCUGAGGACCGGUGGGGGUUUAGGUUUCGCUAACACAGUGAAUACGGCGAAACCAGCGUCAACCCCCGCACCGCCUCCAUAUUCAUCGGUUAGGAGUUCUGUAGUUUUGCCCUCAGGUAAUUCAUCUCAUUCAAUAACAUCUCCAACGAGUCUGGCGUCACCACAGUGUGCCACCAGCCCCAUCACCACGUCGACAAUGUCUACAGAUAGUGCCCAACCAGCGAUUGGCGUAGCAACAUCUUCGGCAACGCCACAAUCACCGAGCGCGCACUACAUACUAGCCCCAUCGAAUAGGACUAUUAGUAAUGCGACUGUUACUAAAAAAGGUAAUGGUCACCAAACCCCUUUAGCGACACACGUAUAAGUUAAGUUUUAAUCUUUUCUACAAAGACUUUGGAUGAAUUUACUACGCAAGUGUUGUGUAUCCAUAAAUACUAAAUAAAAAUUUAUAAUUUAAAAUUUUAUUAUUAUUUAGAAAUAUUUUUGUCUGAUCACUUCUUCGGUCAAAUAAUUGUAAAUUAGGAUUUUGUUUCAGCAUUUUCUGUCAAUUUUAAUAAAUGUAUACUAAUUAAGUUUUAAUUUGAUAUGAAAAUGUUUAAAUAAAAUCUACAGGACUUUUUAUUGUCUUCGAAGUUGUGUAGUUAUUAGGGUUCAAUUUAGGUUAGAAAAUAGUUUAUCAGAAUGUUCUUGGUCACACCGAAUUAGGGAAAGAUUGAUCGGUUCAAACCUUUUAACCGUUAAGUGAAAAUAUUGCGUGUUUACUGUAUAUUAUUUAAUAAAUAAAAAAAAUGCU